Fukomys damarensis (Damara mole-rat) is the source of this 4661-nucleotide messenger RNA. RefSeq names its product MAGE family member D2 (gene Maged2). The record is from RefSeq and is a predicted model, not a curated record. The transcript has 12 exons. Gene Ontology annotation, cellular component: nucleus. Lineage: Eukaryota; Metazoa; Chordata; Mammalia; Rodentia; Bathyergidae. Gene Ontology annotation, biological process: negative regulation of transcription by RNA polymerase II. Bases 123 to 1943 code for a protein of 606 amino acids.
GCGGGACCACUUCCGGCCUGGAGGGGGAAGGGCGGUCUCGGAGUUUCCGAAAGGCUUGGAGAGUGGAUCUACUCGGGAAUUGUAGGAUCUCAGGCUCAACUCUUGCCAGGCCAACCUGAGACAUGUCUGACACAAACGACAGUGGUGCAGGCUCAGCUUGCUUCCAGACCAAAGCUUCAGAAAAGGACAGUGGCUCAGUGAUGCAGACCCUGUUGAUAGUGACUCAGAAUUUGGAGGUCUCAGAGACACCAAAGGUCUCAAAGACACCAGAGAUCUCAGAAGCUGCAAAAGUCUCAGAAGCCUUAGGGGUCUCAAAGGCCAUAAAGGUCUCAAAGGCCCCAGAGGCUCAGGAGGCACCUGCCAACCAGUCCUCACCUACCACACAGCUGACUGAUACUCAGGUUCCGACAGCUGAAAACAAGAGUCCAGCAGCUGACACCAAGACACAGAAUACUGACCUGCGGGCUGCGACAGUGCCUGCCACUGAGACCAAAAAGGUCAGCUGUGUGGCUGAUAUGAAGGUCAAUACAAAGGCCUCAGAGACGGAGGCAGCUGCUUCUCAGUCUCAGGCAGAUGAACCUGAGCAUGAAGGUGCAACUGCCCAGGCUCAGGAGAAUCAGGAUACUCGGCCCAAGGUCAAGGCCAAGAAAGCCCGAAAGGUGAAACAUCUGGAAGAGGAAGAGGACGGCAGCAGUGAUCAGAGUCAGACUUCUGGAACCACAGGUGGCCGAAGGGUCUCAAAGGCCCUAAUGGCUUCAAUGGCCAAAAGGGCUUCAAGGGGGCCCAUAGCCUUUUGGGCCCGCAGGGCAUCAAGGACUCGGUUGGCUGCUUGGGCCCGGAGAGCUCUGCUUUCCCUGAGGUCACCUAAAGCACGUAGGGGCAAGGCCCGCCGUAGAGCUGCCAAGCUCCAGUCAUCCCAAGAGCCUGAAGCACCGCCACCUCGAGAUGUGGCCCUUUUGCAAGGAAGGGCGAAUGAUUUGGUGAAGUACCUGUUGGCUAAAGACAAGACAAAGAUUCCCAUCAAGCGCUCAGACAUGCUGAAGGACAUCAUCAAAGAAUACACUGAUGUGUACCCUGAAAUCAUUGAACGAGCAGGCUAUUCCUUGGAGAAGGUAUUUGGGAUUCAGUUGAAAGAAAUUGAUAAGAAUGACCACUUAUACAUUCUUCUCAGCACCUUAGAGCCCACCGAUGCAGGCAUACUGGGAACGACCAAGGACUCACCCAAGCUGGGUCUCCUCAUGGUGCUUCUUAGCAUCAUCUUCAUGAAUGGAAAUCGGUCCAGUGAGGCUGUCAUCUGGGAGGUGCUGCGCAAGUUGGGGCUGCGCCCUGGAAUACAUCACUCACUUUUUGGGGAUGUGAAGAAGCUCAUUACUGAUGAGUUUGUGAAACAAAAGUACCUGGACUAUGCUAGAGUCCCCAAUAGCAAUCCCCCUGAGUAUGAGUUCUUCUGGGGCUUACGUUCCUACUAUGAGACCAGCAAGAUGAAAGUCCUCAAGUUUGCCUGCAAGGUACAAAAGAAGGACCCCAAGGAAUGGGCAGCUCAGUACCGAGAGGCAAUGGAAGCAGAUUUGAAGGCUGCAGCUGAGGCUGCAGCUGAAGCCAAGGCAAGAGCUGAGAUCAGAGCACAAAUGGGCAUUGGGCUUGGCUCUGAGAAUGCUGCUGGGCCCUGCAACUGGGAUGAAGCUGAUAUUGGACCCUGGGCCAAAGCCCGGAUCCAGGCAGGAGCUGAAGAUAAAGCUAAAGCCCAAGAGAGUGGUGGUGCUAGUGCCAGUGCCAGUGCCAGCACUGGUACCAGUACCAGUGCUGGCGCUAGUGCUAGUGGUGGCUUCAGCGCUGGUGCUAGCUUGACUGCCACUCUAACAUUUGGGCUUUUUACUGGCCUUGGUGGAGCUGGUGCCAGUACCAGUGGCAACUCUGGUGCCUGUGGUUUCUCCUAUAAAUGAGAUUUCAGGUAUCUGCCAUGGUUUCAGUGGAGGCAGCUGAGGCUCGUGGGGAUGGGAUGAAAAGCUGAAACCCAGGGUGGGAAAUGAUAUGGAGAGUGUACAAAGACACUGCUUUUGGCAUUUAUUCCUUCCUGUUUGGUGGCUGUCAAUUGACUUUUUGAUUUUUUUUAAUUUGUGUUUGCAGCUAUCCUUAAUCCCAGAAGUCUUUUUUCAAGCUAGGGUGUACUCUCAGAAAUCUACUCAAAACAGCACUCUAGGCAGCCACUAUCAAUCAAUUGAAGUUGACACUGCAUUAAAUCUAUUUGCUGUUUCUGAGUUUAUUGCAUUUUUGGGAGGUCGGCUGGGACAUUUUGUCAUCACAUUUUAAAAGAAAGUGGGAAAGUGGCCAUAUCAGUCUUUGCUUUCUGUGUGGUGACAUUGGGUUCCUAGGAGCAAGAUAUCUCUCUGGAAGAAGUUGGGCUCUAUCUCUAGCCUAUAGGGCAGACAGGGUUUCUGUGAGGUGGAGCCUUGGGGGUUAUUGGCACAGAGGACACUCUUUAGAGAAGAGGGAAAGUCUGAAACAGCAGCGGUAGAAGAGGCUGCACAUGAUGUAUGGACUUCUUUUGAGAAAUUUGGCUGAAACAAGAAAGAGGUAGGUAUCUAAAGAGAGGUGCAGGGACAAGGGGUUAUUUUCUGGAGGAAGGAGAUUGCUAGGAGCCAGUGAAGGGGAGGGAGUUAAACACUGACUCAGGCAACCCAGACUCUGAAGGAGUGAGAAGGGAGGGUUUGUAUGAGUGCCUGGGAGAAGGAAGAUGUCUAGACAGGACAUAGGGUAGGGACUAUGGAAGGAUGUUGAGCAAGUAGGAGACCCCAGUAUAGGAUGUAGACCCUGAUUUGGGGGAGAACAUGGCACAGGGCUCAGUAAUCAGAGUAUAGGAACCAAAGAGAUGAGUAUUGGCUUAUUCCAAGGUUUGGCUUCUGUUGUUUGGAUUUGGAGUAAGGACCAAGGGCAGUGAAUGUGAGUUGAGAUCUUCAUUACUAUCUUCUCAGUGCCUAACAUUACUAUAUUCUCAGCAUAGUAGGUGUGCAGAGGAGCGAGAAAGUUGGACUGUGGGGCCUAAGCAGACUUAGAGAAGAAAGAUGAGAAUGUGCGACAGACUGAGGAGCAAUGGGGGUGUCUCAUUAGGAGUCUCAAAUCCAUGAAUGAGGGUGUAAUUUUAAGUAAAUUUCCUGGUGGCUGCUGUAUGUUUGAUGGUGAUCCAGGUAUCUAGGGAGGGGUGGUGAGAGAAAAGGGUGAACUGGGGAUUAGUCAGACAGCAAGAUAGAUGUUUGUGUUCAGGACAGCAGAGGGGCUUUGUGAUCUACUAAAGUUCAUAGAGUGGGUGGUUGAAGUGGAGAGAAGAUGAUGGCUCCUGUGGAUGAGAAGUCAAUGUCUUGGGGAACCAGAUAUUUGAUUAUCCAUGUGGACAAUCAUAUCACCUGAAUGGUGGAAGGAGCUGGAGAAUGGAGAAGCACUAUGAACCAGGUACAAAAGUCUUCUCCUAUGGUUGAAGGCAGUAUUUUCCAAGCUCUACUGCCCACUAAGGGACAGGGCACCUGGGCUGUCAGAACUCUACCUUGUAUUUGGGGGCUACAGUCUGAACCGUUCCAAGAAGCCCUCACUAUGUCUAACCCCCAUAGUUCCAGUCUCUGAAUCAUUGAGCCAGUCUCAUGGAUAGUGAGAUCUUCAUAAUGGCCACCUCUUCCCUCCUGUAAACUCCAUAAGCUAUAAAGGAAAAAUGAUGGGUUUUUAAAAACUUUAUUUAGGAAACAAGUUUUUUUUAAGUUCCAUGCAUAGACAACUCCUUGCCUGUGACCCUGAAUUUGAGACCUACUUUUACUACUGAGGCAGUCUUCACUGGAAACAAGUUCUUCCAUUGAAGAUCAGUCAGGCUUUGGUAUCCUCAGGAGGAUGAGUAGUACCCAGGACAGGUAGACAAGGCAGCUUUGGUAUCCUAAAAAGGGUUCCUGGAGGGUACCAUGCCAAAGGCUCCCUUAGAUUUUCAGGUGAUUCUGUCAAAAAAUAAAGGAGAUAAGGGAUGAUGGGGGCUGGAAGGUAGUGGAGGGAUGGUGAGGAACUCAAGAGACUGAUUCUAAUACAAAUUGGAUUUAAGGUGCUUAACGGAGUUAAGGCUUAAUCAUAGUCGUGAACUUUUAUCUUUCCCAGUGUAUGUUCCCUCCACAGGCCACUGGGCUUCCAGAGUUGCUUAUCUCUUCUUCCUUCCCACAAAGCCAAGAAUUUGACAGAGCAAGGCAUGGGCUCUUACUCCUUUCUCACUUCCCAGAGUUGGGCCUUGAAGGCAGGUGGGACAGGGAGGAAGAUAAAAUGUCUGAUCCCUGGUAAGUGGGAGAAUGUUGGAGUGGGGAAGAGAGAGUAGCAGGGGAAAUCAGGACAGACUGUACUUCUUUUUGCCACCUUUAUCAACCUGGAUGCCAUUGCUGUGAUGAAUGGACUCCCAUAAUUUCAAGCCUUUCUUGUAGUUUAUCAGUAAUGAAAUCCCAAAUAAUUCUAGAUUGUAUCAUGUAUCUCCCCAUUGUUUAGGAGUGGGUAUAGCCCCUUGAUAAAUUUCUUUACUCAUCACUCUAGAAGAAGCUUUUAGACAUUUUUGUCUCAUGUACCCCAUCAGUGAAGUUUGACUUCUACAAGUACACUAUAUAAUAGCUGUGUGUAUCUAUGCUUUAUACAUAAAAAGGAAUAAA